UUAUUAAAUAAAUGGACAGGCAUUCUAUUCAAAUGAAUUCAGAGAGGAAACCCAAUUCUGAGCUUGAUGCCAAUAACCAAGAUUCUAAUUUAGAACAAGAUCAGGAUAAUAACUUUAUCUAUCAAGAUAAAGAAGGAGAUGCACAUCCUUCUCAUCACAACAAGCAAAUAUUAGACAUGAGUCAUUCUCCAGGACUUGGAUUUGAAGUUCAAAGAGUUCAGCUUGCAGAAGAACAUUUCUUGGACUGAGAUACUGAAAAAGACGCUAAAAUUGAAUUCUGCUCUCCUUCUACAUUAAAUAAUGAUCUUAGUGAGAAUCAAGAGUCUAUUAUAGGAGGUGAUAGAGGAGGGUCUUCUAUCUUAAGACAAACUCAGAAUGUAGAGAAGCCUCAAAGUGUGAUUAUGCCCAGAAAGUUGGAUUUAAGAAUACAUACAAAUAUUAACGAUAAUUUUGAGAUACUUUCUUCUCAGAAUUCAUCAAUCAUCUCUCGCUUAGUUGCAGGGGUAGAAGAUAGUCAUGCUAUCAAUGAAGAAGAUACAAGGAACAACUUACUAGAAGCAACUGGUGAAACUUGCAUCAUAUUUGAUAAUGCUCAGGCCCAAACAGAAAACCUUGAUGCUGGAAGUGAGGAUGAAAACCAAGAAUGUUCUGAAAAAGCGGAAUUAGGACAAACUCUGAGCUCUCACUUUCUUGAAAACACAUCUGAUGAAAACACCAUGAUUAUUCAUAACAAUGUUCCUUCAGGAGAAAGUCUUAGUGAAUUCGAGGAAGAGCUUAAGCAGAGUGAAGAAUCUGCAAAUUCAGGUGAAAAUUUUAAAAGAGAAAGUAAAAUUUCUAUUAUUAACGACCCAACUUUGAAAGAUCAUGAGUUUCAGAGAAUAGAAUUAAAUUCUACUUUAAAACAGUCACAGACAAUACUAGAAGACUCUGACCCUUAUCAGCAUUGAGAGAUAGGAGAAAUGCAAAGCCCAAGUCAAAAUAGUGCUCAACAAGAACAAAUGAAUGUUUUUAAGAGAAAGAAGAGCAAAAAAUCUUCAACUGGAAGUUACAGUGAUACUUCAGAGACUCAGAAGGAUAACAAUUCAUGUAGUGCACUUGAUAAAAGUGAUGUCUUAAAAACUCCAAAGGAAAGAGAUAUCGCUCCAAAGGCAUUUAAAAGGACAAGGAAAGACUUCAGUAACAAAAGCCAUAAUAGCUCCAAAGAUAAGACAGUAGAUAUGUUAAAAUACAAGAAAGAAAAUAGCAAGCUUCAGAGGGAAAUAGAGAAAAUAAAGAAAGCUCAUGUCGAAGAAAUUGAAAGAAUAACAAAAGACUUUGAUGAUAGACUAGCCCAUUCCUUAAAUGAAAAGGAAAAAGAAUAUGCUUUGAUCUUGGACUCCCAACUUAUGGAAAGAGAAGAUCAGAUCUUAGAAACUGAAAAUAGGCUUAACAAAGAGUAUAGUGAUAGAGUAGAUCAGUACCAAACUAUUAUACAAAACUUAAAGAAGGAAAAUCAAGACUUACAAGAAGAGAAUCAAGAUCAGCAAAAUAAACUUGAUGAAAAUAGUAAAUUAAUACAAAGCCUGAGACAAGAAUUGGAAAAACAAACCUUGAAAGUUAAAGAACUUCAGUGUCAAAAGGGGACUCCUGUUAGUUUGUAUAAACAGAUAAAACCUCCUAUAGUUACUGAGAACACUCCUCAAGGGCUAAAAAGAGAGACUAAUGCUGUCAAUUCUUUUCCUAGAUCUAUUUCUAGCAAUGGGAAAGAGAAUAUGACUGAAAAUACUCUUGACAAGAAACGUCCUAUUGAUAAUUUAAAAGGCUAUUGGAAAAAGAUGAAGUCAAGAAGAAGCUCAAAAACAAGGAGAAGCAGGUACCUUAAUAAUGCCCAAAAUAACCGUUCCCAAUCUUACUCUAAUCCUCCAAGUGGAUGCCAGAGUACUGUCAAGAGGCCAAAUACUGAGUAUAAGGGAUAUAAAGAAAGUCCGAUUGGUUGAAAGGAGAAUGACAAAUCCGGUAAUAAAAAUGACUUGGUGCCCACUAAUCAAAAAGCUUGAGAUAUGAACGAGAACCUUUCUCUAUCCCCCAAAUUUGUCAUAGAUGUUAAAGAAGAACGAUUCAAUAAUGACAGCGGGAAUAUUAACUUCAGUCCUCGUGAUAAUGGAGAAGAGGUUGCUCUGAAGGCAAAGCUAACAAGUCUGGAAGAAAGUUCAAGCAAGAAGAAUAAAUUAAUAAAUGACCCAUACAAUACAGUCGAAUGUCCAGACUCAAUGAAGAAAGAAGGCCUGAUAGGUAGGAAGCCUGAUGUCCAAAACCAAGCAUCAGUAAAAGAUAUUGAUUGGAAUGAGAACAUUGAUGAUACAUUUGAUGAUGAUUCAGCAGAUAUAGAAGAUUCUAUGUUCUUAGACGAAGUUGCAGUCAGUCAAAAAGAGAUCAAUACUAGCUUUAUUAAUAUAAAGAGAAAUCAGCCAAUGGAGUAUAAGAUGAAAAAGAUCUUAAGCUAA
Moneuplotes crassus is the source of this 2483-nucleotide messenger RNA. Lineage: Eukaryota; Ciliophora; Spirotrichea; Euplotida; Euplotidae. The record is from the annotation of a GenBank genome assembly.